Messenger RNA from Amphibalanus amphitrite, 6433 nucleotides. It is a transcript of the gene scra, whose product is annotated as anillin-like. The transcript has 22 exons. The record is from RefSeq and is a predicted model, not a curated record. Bases 151 to 5547 code for a protein of 1798 amino acids. Gene Ontology annotation, biological process: septin ring organization; mitotic cytokinesis; actomyosin contractile ring assembly. NCBI's taxonomy places the organism in Eukaryota, Metazoa, Arthropoda, Thecostraca, Balanomorpha, Balanidae. Gene Ontology annotation, cellular component: actomyosin contractile ring.
AACGCUUACAUCGAUAGAAAAAUAUCAGCUGUUAGCGGGCCAUUUAAAUUUGAACACAAACGAGACGACCGAUCGGAAGCGGGCUUGCUGAUGUUGUGUCCCUCGUUUACUGUUUUCUAUGCGAUAAAGAACUAAAGAUAUUUGUCAAGAAUGGACCCCUUUACGGCGAGGAUGUUGGAGCGUGCCCGCGACCGACAGCGGCGGGUGGACGGACGCACUGGAGCCACCCCGGCCGCUGCCGCCGCUCGCAGUCCCCUGAGGGCGGGGGCAGGUACCAAUGCCGGACACAGCGAACCACAACUGACUGAGAAGUCGGUCAGCCCGCGGCGGCCGGUCGCCAAGCCGGCGGAGGACAAGGAGAACCACCCGAACGUUCUGCACGAGAGCACCCGCAGCCGGCUGAAGCAGCUCGGCUCGCUGUACUCCGCUGACGGGGAGACAGACCUGGAUGCCUACGAGGUGGAGGUGACGCCGCGUCACUCGCGGCCGGUGCCGGAGCCGGAGCCGCAGCCCUCCUCCCGCCCCGCAGCGUCCAGCUCCUCGUCCUCCACCGGCCUGCGCAGCCGACUGGCCGGGCUGGCCUCCCAGUACCAGGAGUUGGACGCAGAGGUACCCGCCCCCGCUCCCGCCACCUCCCCGGCGCGGCAGUCCCGCCCGGCGGCCCGUGAGCCCGCGUCCCGUCCCUCCGAGCGGUCCCGAUCCCCGGUGAAAGCUCCCACCUCCGGCUCUGUGUCCCCUACCCGCCCCGUCUCUCGCUGGGAGGUUCGCUCCCCGUCUCCGCUGCGACGUCAGAUCACCGCCGGCCAGCGACCUCCACCUAACGACGCGCCGCCGUCCGCCUGUCUGCCUCGGCUCGACUCGGGCUGCCACGUAGCCACGGUGCCCGCUGGAGGCCGUGUGGAGGCGGCCGCGCCCACCGUGUCGCACCAGUUCCGACCGACUGGGCCGGAGCGGACCACCGUCACCACCGAGGUCAAGGUUAGCGUUGGAGGCGACCGACACCGCGCCAGCAUGCACCUGAGCCCCGGCAGCGGUCCGCUGCGCGCCGAGGCCGCGCCUGAGCCUCCGCCAGAGGUGACGCAUGUGUCGCGCGCCGAGUACCGGCCCAAGGGGGCGGCGCGCCGGCCGCUGCCGCAGCACCCCGACCCGCCGGCGGCCGAGACCGCGCUGUCGCUGGACGAAGAGACGGUCCGGUCGCUGGAGAUGCAGGGGUUCACGCCGACCGGCUCCCGCACUCGUCUGGUGUACGACUUCUCCGAGGGCGGCCGCUCGCCGUCACCGCCGCGCGUGGUCGCUGCCGUGGCCAAGCCGCCGUCUCCGGAGAAGCCGGCCUCCCCGCCGUACCGCUCGGCGAGUCCGGUCCGCUACAGCCCGCCGCCCCGGCCGCAGCCGACCUCCCAAACCGGUGCACCAUUCGGCGGCUCCUCCCGGGACUGUUCACCGGAGCGCCAGCCGUCUCCGAUGCGUCAACUAUCGCCCGUUCGUCAGCCAUCGCCCGUGCGCCAACCAUCGCCCGUUCGUCAGCCAUCGCCCGUGCGCGGCCGGCUAGUUCAGGAGCGAGCCGCUGUGUUCGACCGGCCCGCCUCUCCGCCGCCGCCCAACGUGGAUCCGACCGAGAUGACCCUCUCCGACCGACGCAAGCUGUUCGAGAAGGGACAGGCGCCCAAGGUGAUCGCCCGGUUCGGCACGCCGGUCACCCCUCACAUGCUGAGACAGCACGCGGCCACUGAGGGCGCCCCGCAGUCGGCACCCGCCGCCCGGUCCCGGCCGGCCCCGGAGCAGAGCCGGCCCCGACCGGCACUGGAGGAGACCCGCUCCAGGUCGCCGCUCAGGCAGACAGCGCCGGCCGCCGCUCCGCCGUCGGGACCUCCCUCUCCGUCCCGCGCCGUCGGAGAGUCCACGUUCCAGGCACACCGCAAACUCUGGGAGUCGAUGAACAACGACUGGCGUCAGAACGAGAUCGCCCAGAGCAGCCGGCAACAGCGUGAGAAGGAGCUGGGCUUUCUGGCCAACAGGUGGCAGCACAAGCCGGCCGAGCUGGAGGAAGCUGCGGCUACCGCCAGACCGAUGGAAGAGAUGGUCCCUCAGCCGCCGGCACCCCCGGCCGCUCCAGCCGGUGGUAUUCCUCCGCCUCCCCCACCGCCGCCGGCCAGUCCUCCGGCCAGACGAGCUGCUGAUGAGAACCGCGCCAGCCCCUCACACCACAGCCCGAUGCGUCAGAGCCCCUCGCGCCAGAGUCCGUCCCGACAUAGCCCGGCGCGCCGCGGCAGUGCGGCUCGUGUCAGCCCCUCCCGGCAGCCAGAGACGGCCACAGAGAGUCAGCAUAGCUCCGGGGAGAGGCCGGAGCGCUCCCGCCGGCCUUUCCAGGUGCGUGUGAAGCCCGGCUGUCUGUACCCGAGUCUGUCCGAUCUGGACACGGCCACCAGCUCCCAGACAGAGUCCGAGCCGGAGGACGGCCGCAGUGGCUCCUCCCCCGGCAGCACAGUCUACCGCGGCGGAUCGACGGCCGCAGACGAGUCGACCAUUUCGUACGCCAGCGGACACAGUGAUGCAGAGAGCCUGGGAGCUGAGAUCCUGGCGAUGGCGCGCGCCAACCAGCCGCCGCCCAGCCUGCCCACCAUCGACGAGAGCACGGCGGACUCGAGCAGUGACAUGUCCGGAAUGGCCGCCUGCGCCGCCAUCGACGACGUCCUCGACGAUAUGGACAACGACGACGAAGAGCCAACUCCGCCGAAACGCACACGGAAAACGAUCCUGCGACGGUGUUUGUCCCAACCCUCUGCAUCCACCGACUCCACCGUCUCUACCGCCGCUUCUACUGCCUCUACCACCGCCUCUACCGCCUCUACCGCGUCUACCGCCGCCUCUACCGUCUCUACCGCCGCGUCUACCGCCUCCGACACCACCCUAUCCACCACCUGCGACUCUACAUUCGCCUCCGCGCACUCUACCUCCGCCUCUACUCUCUCCACCGCGGUACAUCCAACCUCCGACAGCCGAACUGCGUCUGUGUCUCCGAGUGUCGCCCAGCUAAUAGAACGAUUCCAACGUCCACCACCGGGCCCAUCCGGCCCUCCUCAGCACCGCCGCUCGGCUCCGUGUCUGGUCACGCGCCGACCGCCCGCGCACACCCCUGCCUCCCGACCGGCGACUGUGCGUACCUCGACACCUCGCCGCUCGAGGUCGGCCGUGUCGGUGCCUUCUGCCAAUGUGACGGCUGUCCUACCGGCCGGGGGAGACUGGGGAUUGGGGGAGGGGGAUGAGGGAAGUACGGAAACGUUAACCGAAGAAGGAUUCGCUGAAGCUGCGUCGAGGAAGUUUAGGUUGGAGAUUGAUUCGGGGAGUGUGGAGUCGACGCAAUCCAGUCAAGUUGCAAGCUCGAAUGGUGCCACACAGGGCAGUCACGAUCAGGACCUCGCCCCGACUCCCAGCAAGUCUAACAGAACGUUUGACCUCAGCUCCCCUGCACCUCUGACCUCUGACCUGGGAGCGGUUAGCUGGUCGGGUCGCUCCCCUCGCUGCUGGGAAGAGGAACAUGAGAUCGAGGCUUCAAACAGAGGAGCGCCCGGUGCGUCUCUCUCCAGACUGAGACAGUAUCUGUUCGCUGCUACAGCGGGAGAGAUGGUGCCGAGGCAAUGUUUGGAUCCCACAGACACGGAGUCGUACACUCAGAGUGAGGGUGUUGAGUUGGAGAGCGGAGACACCACUGCGGAGUCGGAUCUGUCAUACAACCGGAGUAAGCACGUCGCUACGAUGGAGAAAUUCCUUACUCCUGUGGGUAAAGUGCGUGAUCUUGCAUCAAAACUCGAGAAGAAAUCCUCCAAGUUCACCACCAGCUCGUCUGACGUGCCCCCGUCUGCGUUGACCGGCUCUGAGUCAGAGAGCGGAGAGGGAGCCUUGGAGAGCUCCUGGGCGGGUCCGUCGGUCGGUGCGGGAGAUGUGACUGUGUCGGAUAUAGUGUCCCAGCUGGAGGCGGUGUGUCUGAGACAGGGCGGCGGAGACGGGGAGGCCGCGGCGGACCGGGAGACUCCUUACCCUCCUGGGGAUUCCUCGGACCGUAUCUUGCCGACCGGAGGUCUCAAAAAGCGUCAGAACUCGGGCGUGUUCCGCACCCCGAUGGCGUGCGUCCAGUCGCCGGAGCAGGACCCCCGGCUGCCGUCCGUGCUGCUGGACGGAGACGGCGCCGAGGUGCCCCUGAUGCACUCGGUCAGCUUCUACCGCAGACAGAAACCACAGGAGGUGCAAGUGACUCCGGUCCGUCAGAUCGUAAGGAACAGGGAGGUGCCGUCCCGCGGUGAUGAGACGCCCUCCACCAGCCAGCAGCAGAUGGGAGCCAGCACGCAGGAGCGAAUCAAACACCUGCAGAAAGAGGCCACGCAGCAGAUGACGGUGAUGUCCCAGGCGAGUCGGGCGCUGAACCUCUGUAACUCCACCAUAGAGUUCACCGGAUCGGCAGAAAUGGUGGAGGCCGAGCGGCUCCUGCUCGUCGCCACACACCGCCGGCAGGCGGCUCUGUCGGAGAUCCAGCGGCUGAAGACGGAGGGCGCCAUGCGCCAGCAGGGGAUCAUCCGCCCGGCGUCGCGCGGUACACUGAGCGUCAGUUCCGUCACCCUGCCGCUCAAGACCUCCUUCGUUAGAGAGGUGGCCGCCGGAUCCGCCAACUACGUGUACUACUUCGUGGUGCUGCUGCGUUACCGCGGACAGGUGAUCGCCACGCAGAUGCUAUCAUCUGAGGACUCCAUCAAGGGAAGCGCCAUCAACUUCCCGAACCUGGUCAGUUUCCGCGAGCUGGAGGCCGAGUUCGGCGUGGCGCUGGAGGUGUACGGCCUGCAGACCCAGCGCGAGGUGCUGCCCCACGACGCCAAAUACCACAUCCGCAAGGACCGGACGAAGACGCCGAAGAAGCUGCUGAAGCAGCAGUCGUCUCUGACCUCGCCGGCCAUCCAGUCGCCGGCCGGGCCGGGGGCCGUGCGGGCCACCUGUUUCCAGCUGAUGGGCUUUGUUUACCUGACGGCACGCAACCUGACCAACACCUCCUGGGCGCUGGAAAAGGUGCCCACCCAGAGCCCCCUGGACGGCGGUGUCCUGAUGACGGUCACCUGUCACGCCGAUUGCGCCGUCGAGGAGCGCGGCUUCAUCACCGUCUUUGACGACGUCUCUGGGUUCGGCGCCUGGCACCGGCGCUGGGCGGCCCUCUCCUCUGGCCGGCUCUCCUUCUGGCGCUACCCGGAGGACGAGACCCGCGCUCCGCCGACUGCGGAGGUGGACCUGCGCCGCUGUGUGACCGAGAGGGUCGGUCCGGUGCCGCGCGAUAUCUGCGCGCGGCAGAACACGCUGCUGCUGGUGACGGUGCGCCAGGCGCGGCCCGAGGACCAGGACUCGCUGGUGAUGCAGCGCAGAGGAAACAUGACGCGCGUCAGGCACCUUCUGUCUCUGGACGGCCGGGACGAGCGUGAACUGUGGGCCGACAAGCUGAACGAGACGCUGGCCAACAUCCGGGCCUGGGAUCCGGAUGCCAUGCAGCCCCACCUGGACCCGUCGGCCUGAGGGGUAUGCUCGGCAGAGGGUUAUUUAGCGUGGAGGGGUGUUAGGCACGCCAUGUAACCCCAUCUCUCGGCCUGAGGUGUCUGCUUGGCAGACUAGGGUCUGUUAGCGUGGGAUAGCGUCGGCAUAGAAGCCGCCGGUGCGCAAGAGUGGAGGACAAUAUGAACCAGGGACCACAUUUAGCCCUUCAUCGCAAGGUAUCGUCGCUUGAAGCCUCCGGACUCCCCGAGACUAGCUGGUGGCCGACGAGUAGGUGUUGUGCACGCCUUCUUAGAUCACUGGAGCGGACGCGAGCUGUGUACCGCGCGGGACCAUUUCAUUAACACUAGGUGUCACCAUCCAUUGUUUAACCAAACGUAUCUGUGUCUUCCCACGGGCUUGUGGGGUUGAUAGGGUCACUCAGUGCAUAGGGCUAUGCUUGUCGUGGCUAGACUCGUUUUCUUGUGAGUAUAAGAGGCGUCACGGUGUUCGCUGCAUUGCCACACUGUGAAACGCGAUGGCCUGCGAUCGACUUUGGCCGACCUAACGUCGGGAAUGAGCGAAUGAUGCGAUACUUGUUUAACCACGGGAAAUUUCUAGUAAGUUCUAGCGCGGUCGCGAUGCAUUUGCUGCGCCGAUGUUGAGUAAAUAAGCGUAAUCGCGAGUGCUUUACGUGGGUUUUGGGGCUGCUUGAGCAUGCUUCUCUGACUUGGUAGAUGUUUAGAAAUUGUAGCCUAAAUGUAACUGUGUAUAAUUGAUGUUAGCUUUUCGUGCCUUUUUAGGAUAUUAGUUGGGACUAUUUGCGAUAGUUGCCGUGAGAUUAUUCAAUGUGUACGCUGAUUUUCAUCUUAUCUCACUCUUCCCGGUCUGCGAUGCUGUGUAAAUAGUAAAUACAUCAUUAAUCACUCUU